CCGGAUUAGCUACUGCAUCAUCGUUGACUGAACUAUAACCUGCCAGUCUUGGCUCCGGGUUGUCUAUUGCUGUGUUAUUGUAAUUGAUUUUCUUUCCCGAAACCAUGGCGGUAUUCACCAAAGCGACUAUUAGGUUACACCUCUUAUGUAUAUUCUUCGCAGUUGGAUCUUUCGUCUGGGGCUACAAUGUUGGCAUCCUCUCCUCGGUCCUCGUCCAUCCCGGCUUCGACGCCGAGAUGGGCAAGCUCACCGCUUCCCGUAAAGGCGUCAUCACCGCGAUUUACUACCUCGGAACCUGGACGAGCUACAUCUUUCUAUCGCACCCCGCGAGCGACUUCUUUGGACGGCGAUAUGCCGCGCUUAUAGGCACUGCGACCAUCGCGGUCGGUACGGCGUUUGAGGCGGGCGCGAGAUCCCCGGGGGCAUAUGCGAUGAUGAUUAUAGGACGUAUAAUUUGUGGUCUGGGAGUUGCGAUUGUUUCUACGUCUGUUCCGCUGUAUCAAAGUGAAGUUUCACCUGCUGGCCAGCGAGGCAAGUAUGUAGUUUUGAAUCAUGUUGGGUUCGUGGCAGGGCUGGCGGCUGGCUUUUGGGUUGGUUAUGGUAUCACAUUCUGGGGUGAAAGUCCCCACGACAACUACGUCUCGUGGCGGUUCUCGGUUGCGAUUGUCCUCGUCCCUUGCUUGAUUUUCGGCGUUGGUUUACCAUUUCUACCUGAGACUCCUCGAUGGCUUAUCAAACAUGGUCACUACGACCGCGCCCAGAGAUCUCUACACUGGCUCCGCGAGGGCAGUUUCACCAACGCCCAGAUGGAAAUCGAGCUCAACAGUAUCCGGGACACAGUUGAAGCUUACAAAACUUCGGGCCACAACUGGCUAUCCUUGUUCAAGGAGCGAAGUCUCUUCAAUCGUCUGUGGCGGGCAGCACUCCUCCAGUUCAUGGCUCAGAUGUGUGGCGCUACGGCAAUGAAGUACUAUCUGCCAACUUUGUUCCUUAAGCUAGGCCUUGGCAGGCGGAUGUCGCUUCUAGCUGGUGGCAUCGAGUCCACUUUGAAGAUUGGGAUGACUGUGAUUGAGAUGCUACUUAUCGACAGACUUGGAAGGAGGACGACACUGCUCGCUGGGUGCACCGCCAUGAGUGCGGGUAUGCUUAUUAAUGGAGUCCUUGGAGAGGCAUAUCCCAACAACCAGAACCGUGCUUCGGAUAUUGUCUGCAUUACAUUCAUCUUCAUCUAUGCAAUUGGGUACAGCCUUAGUUUUGGGCCGUCUGCAUGGGUCUAUGGGUCUGAGAUAUUUCCGACUUCCGUGCGUGCCAGAGGGUUGAACUUCUCUGCUUCUGUUGGAGCUAUCGGUUCAGUCGUCGUUGCACAGGUCUGGCCUGUGGGAAUUGACCAGAUUGGGUCCAGGAUUUACUUCUUUUUCUUCGCAGUGAAUGUCGUCUGCGUUCCUAUCAUCUACCUGCUGUACCCAGAGACGAAAGGUCGAGCAUUGGAAGACAUGGAAUCGCUCUUUAGCAGAGGUACAAUGCGGAGGAACAGUGAAGCCUCGGAUCUACACGACGAUACGGCCUUGCCGAAGACUAAUCCUCAUUCCGUAUGAUGGCGGAUUCUAUGUGCUAAACACAUGUGAGUGUAGAGAAUAGGCGGUGGCAGUGUACAAAAUUUGCACAUACCAAUUGCGAAGCAGUAGUACAAAGUCAAUGACAGUUAUUUGCACACGCACU
Messenger RNA from Pseudomassariella vexata, 1719 nucleotides. Its product is annotated as general substrate transporter. The record is from RefSeq and is a predicted model, not a curated record. Gene Ontology annotation, molecular function: carbohydrate:proton symporter activity. Gene Ontology annotation, biological process: transmembrane transport; carbohydrate transport. The coding region runs from base 105 to 1595 and encodes 496 amino acids. Gene Ontology annotation, cellular component: membrane. The transcript is spliced from 8 exons. Lineage: Eukaryota; Fungi; Ascomycota; Sordariomycetes; Amphisphaeriales; Pseudomassariaceae.